AUGCUAGGGCUACAUUUACUGCAUAGUGUGUAUAAUGUUAAAGCGGAAAACUUGACGAGACGGUUAGUUGAGAGAUCUGUCAAGGUGUCGGUGAUGGUUUCCAAUUUGGUGAAGUUACUCGAGAUGCUUGAUUAUCAAUGCAAGCUAGUGGAAAAACUCGGGUACUGUGACUUUGACUUGGCGUAUGUGCUUUAUAUAAUACUUUUUGAGUAUUUCAAACAGACAAGGGCCAAAAUAAGGUGCAAGAGUGAGAAAUUAUACUUGGAUUUGGAGGAGUCAAUAAACAGAAAAGACAAGGUAUUUACUACUAUGAUGAUGCCAGGUAUCAAAAGUGAAACUACCUCAGAUCCCCUACAAGAUCGGCUAAAGUUGCUAAAGGGGGAAUCUUUGAGUAGUAGUAUUGGUGGUGGUGGUGGCAGCAGCAGCAACUCCAAUACAAAAAGCUACCGGCGGCUGGUACUGCCGAUUGAGUUAAAAGAGCUUUUAAACACGAAAAAGGUUUUAUUAAUAGAUUAUAGACUUCGAAAGGACUAUUUGAACAACCACAUCAAACACACGAAUCUCGUUAAUAUAGAACCCAAACUAGUUGAAUCGCUACCUGAAGGAGCCAAUGAUGCAGAUCUAGAAGAUGCUUUGAAAGCAACCUUGCCAUUUCAUCAACUACAAAAAUUUCAGCAGAGACACAAAUUCGAUUACGUUAUAAUAUACAAUUACAAGUAUGGGGUUGAGGGAAAUGACACAUUUUUAAACAUUCUCAAUGAGCUCGAGCUAGAUGAUAACGAGGUGUUCCCAUUUGCAAGACUAAUCGAUUUAUUGGUUUUUAAAAAUAAAUACAUUAGCUCCAGUCUCAAAUUGGUGCCUAGUUAUCUUUCUGGUGGUGUUCUUAAUUGGUACAAAAUUUUUGGUAACGAUCUGCUAGAACGACUGGAAAGUCAAGCAAACGAUAUGGGAGCAUCUAAUGGAGGUGUGAAUUACUCGACUUCACUUAACGAUUAUAUUUCAAAACCGAGUAAGGGUUCGAGCCCAAUUCCAAUACCCAAGGAACCAGUACACGCGGAUUACAAACCGGUACAAAAGAUGCCCUUAUAUGAGCCAAAUAAAAUGCCGCCGUCAAUUGGCAUGCAACCAUACAAUCCUCCUAAGGAUAGUACAUCCAUUGCAGUGGUACCCGGAAUUUCAAGUUAUCGCGAGAUUUCCAACAAUCCAAAAGCAACAACAGCAACAACAACAACAACAAUAGAAACAACACCAGCAUCGUCAACACUAGCACCAAUAUCAACAUCAACAAAAUCUAACUUGUUGGAGGAGUUCUCAACAGGGUUAGUCAAUUUGGGCAAUUCCUGUUAUAUGAAUUGCAUGGUGCAAUGUUUAGCUGCUACGCGGCAGUUGACGUCAUUUUUCUUCCCUUCAAUCACAUUUAAUGAAUCUUAUAAACAACACAUUAACGUUAAUAAUAAACUCGGUACGCAAGGUAAAUUAACAAGGGGGUUUGUUGAGCUAAUCCUCAACAUGCUCAACAAAGAUGGAGGAGUUUUUACUCCGUCAAAAUUCAAAAGGAUUGUAGGCGAAUUAUCUCCAGGUAAACAGUUUGCUACAUAUGAUCAACAGGAUAGUAUUGAAUUUUUAAACUACUUACUUGAUGGGUUGCAUGAGGACCUAAAUCAAAUGGCUAUUUCGGAUCCAAAGGAAAAACAGAAGAUAUCAGAGUUGACUCCUGAGCAAGAAAACUCAAGAGAGAUUCUUCCGAUCCGGUUGGCGUCUACUAUUGAAUGGGAAAGAUACUUGAAGUUGAACUUUUCAAUAGUUGUGGAUAAAUUUCAAGGGCAAUAUUUAUCACGAUUGAAAUGUUUGGAGUGUGGAUUUACAUCUACUUCGUAUAAUGCAUUUUCCAAUUUAUCACUCCCAAUACCAGAAAAGCUUGAUCAUUCUUCAAACGUGACAUUAAAGGAUUGUCUUGACGAGUUUAUUACAACUGAGUUACUUGAUGAUGAAAACAAGUGGUUUUGUCCGAAAUGUAAGAAAUUCACGAAAUCAACAAAGACAAUUUCAAUUACAAGAUUACCUCAAGUUUUGAUAAUCAAUUUCAAAAGAUUCAAGUUGAAUCCGACAGAUAAUCAAUUUAAAAAACUAGAGACAUUCGUAACAUAUCCCGUAUCUGAUAUUCUCGAUUUAACAAAAUACUGGCCUGCAGUCGGAUCCACGGUAUCUGAGUCUGCUGUAAAUGGGAAUAGAAUGAAACCAGAGGAAGAACAGAGAUAUUUAGAUAAUUUGCCGACCAGAAAUCAACAGCCACCUUUUAGAUAUAAAUUGUUUGGAGUAGCUAAUCACUUUGGGAAUUUAACAACAGGUCACUAUACCGCAUAUGUAUACAAGAAGGACAACAAAGGAUUAAAAAAUUGGUGUUAUUUUGAUGAUUCUAAAAUAACUUUCAAUGUGUCGCCCAACAAAGUCUUGAAUAAGAAUGCCUAUUGUCUAUUUUUUCAAAGAGUAUAG
This is a messenger RNA of Lodderomyces oxycetoniae, 2493 nucleotides long. RefSeq names its product ubiquitin-specific protease (gene DOA4). The transcript has a single exon. Gene Ontology annotation, biological process: protein deubiquitination. Gene Ontology annotation, molecular function: cysteine-type deubiquitinase activity. The record is from RefSeq and is a predicted model, not a curated record. Lineage: Eukaryota; Fungi; Ascomycota; Pichiomycetes; Serinales; Debaryomycetaceae. The coding region runs from base 1 to 2493 and encodes 830 amino acids.